Messenger RNA from Varroa destructor (honeybee mite), 4292 nucleotides. It is a transcript of the gene Polr2B, whose product is annotated as RNA polymerase II subunit RpII140. The record is from RefSeq and is a predicted model, not a curated record. NCBI's taxonomy places the organism in Eukaryota, Metazoa, Arthropoda, Arachnida, Mesostigmata, Varroidae. Gene Ontology annotation, biological process: DNA-templated transcription. Gene Ontology annotation, molecular function: DNA binding; ribonucleoside binding; DNA-directed RNA polymerase activity.
UUCCACAAAAGCUCUUCCAUUAUUUAAAACAGGGGGUUCCUCGUUUCAUAUUUGGCGCGUAAAACGCCACCUGGUGAGCACCACAUGAACUAAAUACAUUAUCACCACAACGGUUAUACAAACAAUAUUUACAACACUGGAUUCAUUGGAAGAGGUGCUAUAGCUCGUUUCGGUGUGCGACAUUCGACUAUUAUUUGCAUUUAGCUACCUUUUUGUGUAAAAAAAGGGCGUGAUUUAAAAUUUUUUUUGCUUAACAGGCACCGAAUUCGUCGGCCAAGAUGUAUGAGCCUGAGGAAGAAAUGGAGGAGGAGGAUCCUGAUGAAAUAACCGCAGAUCUCUGGCAGGAAGCUUGCUGGAUUGUUAUUUCCGCUUACUUUGAUGAAAAGGGUUUGGUUCGACAGCAACUGGACUCGUUUGACGAGUUCAUCCAGAUGAGCGUGCAGAAGAUCGUCGAAGACACUCCACCCAUUGACCUACAAGCAGAAGCUACUCACUCAUCAGGUGAAAUCGAAACUCCACCCCGUUACCUGGUCAAAUUCGAACAGAUUUAUCUGUCAAAGCCGACUCACUGGGAAAAAGAUGGUGCGCCAACGCCUAUGAUGCCUAACGAGGCGCGACUCAGGAACCUUACUUACUCAGCUCCCCUGUACGUGGACAUAACAAAGACUGUAAUCCGCGAACGUGAGGAUCCCAUCGAAACGCAACACCAGAAGACGUUCAUUGGCAAAAUUCCUAUCAUGCUUCGAUCGACGUAUUGUCUUUUGUACUCGUUAACUGAUCGAGAUCUGUCCGAGCUGAACGAGUGCCCUCUGGAUCCCGGCGGGUACUUCAUUAUCAACGGCUCAGAAAAAGUAUUGAUAGCCCAGGAGAAGAUGGCCACGAAUACAGUCUAUGUGUUCCAGAUGAAGGACGGCAAAUACGCCUUCAAAGCAGAGUGUCGAUCGUGUAUUGAGCACUCGUCUAGGCCGACGUCCACAUUAUGGGUUAAUAUGAUGGCUAGAGGAGGGUCAGGUGUUAAGAAAGCUGCCAUCGGCCAGCGUAUCAUUGCUAUUCUGCCUUACAUCAAGCAGGAAAUCCCAAUAAUGAUCGUUUUCCGAGCUCUUGGCUUCGUUGCUGAUAGAGAUAUUCUCGAACAUAUCAUCUAUGACUUUGAGGACCCUGAAAUGAUGGAAAUGGUUAAGCCGUCACUGGACGAAGCAUUCGUCAUUCAAGAGCAGAACGUGGCUUUAAAUUUCAUUGGUGCCCGAGGUGCUCGUCCAGGCGUUACAAAAGAGAAACGUAUCAAGUAUGCAAGGGAAAUUCUACAAAAGGAAAUGUUACCCCAUGUGGGAGUCUCGGAUUUCUGUGAGACGAAGAAAGCUUACUAUUUGGGCUACAUGGUACACAGAUUGCUGUUAGCGGCUUUGGGUCGACGAGAACUGGAUGACCGUGAUCACUAUGGUAACAAACGGCUGGAUUUGGCUGGUCCUUUAAUGGCGUUUCUCUUCCGAGGUUUGUUUAAAAAUCUAACGAAGGAAGUGAGAAUGUUUGCACAAAAGUUUAUUGACAAGGGCAAAGAUUUCAACCUAGAGCUGGCUAUCAAAACAAGGAUUAUUAGCGAUGGUUUAAAGUACUCGCUGGCUACUGGCAACUGGGGUGAUCAGAAGAAGGCUCACCAGGCCCGUCCUGGUGUGUCGCAAGUGUUGAAUCGGCUAACGUACGCCUCAACGUUGUCCCAUCUUCGACGUGUCAAUUCACCUAUCGGUCGUGAUGGAAAAUUGGCGAAACCGCGCCAGUUACAUAAUACCCUAUGGGGAAUGAUUUGUCCAGCCGAGACGCCUGAAGGACAUGCUGUAGGUCUCGUAAAAAAUUUGGCCCUGAUGUCUUACAUUUCUGUAGGAUCGCAACCGUCGCCAAUCCUAGAGUUCUUGGAGGAAUGGAGUAUGGAAAAUCUCGAGGAGAUUGCUCCAUCGGCAAUCGCCGAAGCAACCAAAAUCUUCGUCAACGGUUGCUGGGUGGGCAUUCAUCGUGAUCCUGAGCAACUGAUGUUGACACUGCAGAAACUACGAAGACAGAUGGACAUUAUCGUAUCUGAGGUGUCAAUGGUUCGGGAUAUCCGCGAUCGUGAGAUCCGGAUAUAUACGGAUGCAGGCCGUAUCUGUAGACCUUUGCUCAUUGUGGAGAACCAGAAACUUCUUCUAAAACGGAAGCAUAUCGAUCAGCUGAAGGAACGGGAGUACACGAAUUAUUCAUGGCAAGAUCUUGUCGCAUCAGGUGUCGUAGAGUACAUCGAUACACUUGAGGAGGAAACAGUCAUGCUUGCCAUGACACCCGAUGAUCUGCAUCAAGAUAAAGGACUUGCUUAUUGUAGUACCUACACACAUUGUGAGAUUCAUCCGUCAAUGAUUCUUGGUGUAUGUGCGUCUAUCAUUCCGUUCCCCGAUCACAAUCAAUCACCUCGUAACACUUACCAGUCCGCUAUGGGCAAGCAAGCUAUGGGCGUAUAUAUCACCAACUUCCAUGUGCGAAUGGAUACACUCGCACACGUACUUUAUUAUCCUCAUAAGCCUUUAACGACAACGCGUUCUAUGGAGUACCUGCGUUUUCGAGAGCUACCCGCUGGUAUCAAUGCCAUCGUGGCUAUUAUGUCGUAUACAGGCUACAACCAAGAAGAUUCUGUUAUCCUGAACGCUAGCGCUGUUGAUCGUGGCUUUUUUCGAUCCGUCUUCUAUCGCUCGUAUAAGGACUCGGAGAGCAAACGUAUGGGCGAUCAGGAAGAGACGUUCGAGAAGCCUCAUCGCGACAGUUGCCAGGGUAUGCGAAACGCCAUUUAUGACAAGCUCGACGAUGACGGAAUCAUCGCUCCGGGUACUCGUGUAUCUGGCGAUGACGUUAUCAUUGGUAAAACAAUUACUUUGCCAGAGAAUGAUGAUGACCUGGAAUCGACAAACAAGCGAUACUCAAAAAGAGAUGCGUCAACAUUCCUGAGAAACUCGGAAACAGGUAUUGUCGAUCAGGUGAUGCUGACUAUCAAUAGUGAUGGCUAUAAGUUCUGCAAGAUCCGAGUCCGGUCAGUGAGAGUUCCACAAAUUGGUGAUAAAUUCGCUUCACGCCAUGGGCAGAAAGGAACAUGUGGAGUUACCUACAGACAAGAGGACAUGCCCUUCACUGUAGAAGGUCUUACUCCAGAUAUCAUCAUCAAUCCGCACGCCAUUCCAUCGCGUAUGACAAUCGGUCAUCUUAUUGAGUGCCUUCAAGGCAAGGUAGCUUCGAACAAAGGCGAAAUCGGCGAUGCAACACCAUUUAAUGAUGCAGUCAACGUACAAAAGAUCUCUAACAUUCUUAUGGAGUACGGGUAUCACUUGCGAGGCAACGAAGUCAUGUACAAUGGACAUACGGGUCGGAAGGUUAACGCCCAAAUUUUUCUCGGGCCAACCUAUUAUCAGCGACUGAAGCAUAUGGUGGACGAUAAAAUCCACUCGAGAGCCCGUGGCCCAGUUCAGAUUUUGGUUCGCCAACCUAUGGAGGGCCGUGCACGUGACGGAGGUCUGCGUUUCGGCGAAAUGGAGCGUGAUUGUCAGAUAUCUCACGGCGCUGCGCAGUUUUUACGAGAAAGGCUGUUCUUUGCCUCCGAUCCAUACCGCACGCACAUCUGCAACAUUUGUGGGCUAAUCGCUAUUGCCAACCUUCGUAACAAUAUCUUCGAGUGUAAGGGCUGUCGAAACAAGACGCAAAUCUCACAAAUCACAUUGCCGUAUGCUUGUAAAUUACUCUUCCAAGAACUUAUGUCAAUGAAUAUUGCUCCUCGAAUGAUGGUACUACCAACGAAGAAAUGAUUUGAACCAAACUGAUAUUAAAUAUUUUGAAUAUAAAAAUUUAACCGAGUCGUAGGUGAGGUUGGGAAUAAGCGAAAGGUAUAUUUGAAGAAAGAUGACAUCAUUGACGAAAUUCGAUAUAGAGUGAGUGGAGCGCUUAUUGUGAUUUUUGGUGACCUUGGUAGAGCAUGGAUAGGAAGAACUCUACGAUCAUUUCUUAUCGACGAGGCGCAUGGAACGUUGUGUGGACCUUAAUCCGCGAAGAGCUGACAAACCUUAAUACGAAUUUCAUAAUUAUUAUUUAGGCAAACUCAUGCACAGAAAACUAAUUUAGAGUAUGGAAUUUACCUGAAAUUUAAUAAUAGUGAUAGAGGUGUGAAUAUCUUCGUUCAACCGUUUUUGGUAAUGAUGUGUGUGUAUAUAGCUACAUUUUGUUUUUUAACGUUACCUAAUGCUGGUAGAAUCACAACUUUCCGAAAAGAGUUAUCACAUUCUUUA